CGCCCUUUCGCCUCUCCUUUCUCCCUCGUCCCGGAUACUAGGAAUUUGCUCUGCGACAAGUAUCCUCUAUUCUGGUGCUGUCUUUCUGACUGCCUUUAAUCGCACUGUUUCUGCCGUGUCUCGGUUUUUCAUUCAUCUUCUCGUUCUCUCGGGCAUCUACAUCCAACCCCCCUGGUCGCGUUCCACGGUUCGCCUCGGUGGCUAAGUGACAGGCAACAAUCCGCCGAAUACACCUGGCAGCAGAUUCGUCUCUUCUACAUGCUAUAGUCGCCUCUCUCUGAGUUCUUCCCACUCCCAACAUGGCGUCCGUCACGUCUCUAGACAAGGACUUGCGCAGUCUGCGCUUGUCCCGCUAUACCCCGCAAGCCGCCGCCGAAGUGCGCGACUGGAUCGAAGAAAUCCUCCAUGAAUCUUUACCUGCCGGAGAUCUUCUAGAAGCGCUGAAAGAUGGCGUCGCGCUGUGCAGGCUCGUCAACCUCGCCGUCUCCCCCGGGGUCAAAUUCAAGCAAUCCUCGAUGCCCUUUGUGCAAAUGGAAAACAUCUCGCAUUUCCUCCGCGCCUGUCAAAUCCAACCCCUGAGUCUCCCGCCGCACGAUGUCUUCCUCACUGUCGAUCUCUACGAAGGCAAGGACCCCGCGCAGGUCCUGCAGUGCCUGAUGGCCUUCAGUCGGAGAGCCAAUGCGAUUCAGCCGGCCAAGUUCCCGCGCACCAUCGGUCCCCAGAAUAAAGGCGGCACGUUGAGUCCCAAUAUGACAGGUUCCAGCCAGGGCGCUUAUACGCCUACGAAAUCGCGCUUCUACAACGAUACCAACUCGAAUGUCUCCGCGCAGUCGAGCCCGUCCGCGAAGUCUCCGGCCGUCAGCAGCUGGAGUAAGAAGACGGACGAGCAUUCGACCGCCCCGGCCUGGAAUAUCCACCAGUAUGGCUACAUGGGUGGUGCUAGCCAGGCAAACCAAGGUGUCGCCUUUGGUGCUCGUCGGCAGAUCACGACUGCGGCGCCGCAUGUGCCCAGCCUGGCGGAGAAGGAGAAGCGCCGGCGCGAAGAAGAUGAGCGGAUUCGGGCGGAGCAGGAGCAUGCCGAGCGCAUGCGCCAGCAGGAACGCGAGGAACGGGAGGCGGAUGAAGAGCGUGCGCGAGUCGAGGAAGCGCGUCGAUGGGAGGAAGAGACGGCGCAGCUUCGCGAAAAGGAACGGCUCGAAGUGGAGCAGCAGCGGAGACAGUGGGAUGAGGAGCAGCGCAAGUGGGAGGAAGAGGAACGACAACGUCAGCGCGAGGAGAAGGAAACGGAGGAAAGACUUGAACAGGAGAGACUGCGUCGGCGCGAAGUCAACGACACUCGCCUCAACGGUCAAUUCCUCAGCCAGUAUCAAGCCAGCCAGUCCGUAUCCGGCCGCGCCGCCGCCUCCGAACCCAGCGAGAACCAGCGCAUUCGACAAUUGGAGCUGGAGCUGGAAAGUGCAAAGGAGCGAGAGGCCCAGUAUGAGCGCGAGCGACGGGCUCUUCGUGAGAAAGAAACCGGGAGCAGCGGCAACACCCAAGCCCGCAGUCCUCGCCCUGUGCCCGUCCCUCCCAAACCCAGCUACAAUCUCUCUUCGCUGGAGCAGGAACGCCGACUCCUGCGCUCAGAAUGGCAGAACCAGCAGGAGGAGGCCCCCAUCGCCGAAUCCAGCCCACCACCUCCCCUGCCCUCUCGGCCCCUCCCAGACCCGACUGCAGCCAGUGGACCCCCUCCCAAACCUCCUCGUCCUCUCCCCGACCCCACGAACCAGAAGCAAGAGAGCCGCGUUGACCGGUUCCUCUCCUUCAACCGGCCCCCGGUGGCAGCCAAGCCCGCCGCGCACCGCCCCCAAGACUACACCACCACCGCCGAAGUCGACGCCGAGAACAGCCGCCGCGAAGCCGCGCAGCAGAAGACCAAAGCCGGCGGCUGGGCCUCCAAGUCUCUUCUCGAGCGCGAGAUGGAGCGCGAACGUGAGCGCCAGCGCGAAUGGGAAGAUAACCAGAAACAGACCGAGGCCGUCGCCGCAAAGGGUCUCGGCGACUCCUCGGUAGGUACCGGCCCGGGCCAGGGCGCCUGGAACGUCCACCAGUACGGCUUUUUGGGCGGCGAUAGCCAGAACCGAGGCGGGCCUGGUCUGGGCGUUGGAGGCGCCAGACGUCAGAUCAUCGGUCCGAGGCCUCCUCCAUAAAUGAACUCAGAUGGUCUAGUCUGCUUCGGUUCGGUCUGAUUUAGUCCGUCCAUCUACUGGGAAUAUUGGUGGAGUUUUAGUUUUAUUUCUAUCGGUCUGCUGGUGGGGGAUUCGUGAUAUCCGUAGGUUUUUAUUCUGGUGUGGUUUUCAUCUUUGUUUUUUUUUUUUUUUUGUUUUUUUUCCCUAUUAUUUGCUCUAGUUGAUGGACGUCUAUUGACUGGUAUUUGUAUAUAUGUCACUAUACGUACCAAAUUCCCUGUUGUAGACAUCGCCGCUUUACUGGGGGCGCUCAGGAGCUUGCUCAGCGAGUGGUUCACAUCAUAGAACAUAUACUGUUCUUAUGAGUUCCGUUGAUUUGCAUAUUACCUAGGUAUAUCACGUGUUUGGGGGCUAGGGGCU
Messenger RNA from Aspergillus steynii IBT 23096, 2588 nucleotides. Its product is annotated as calponin homology domain protein. Gene Ontology annotation, molecular function: protein binding. NCBI's taxonomy places the organism in Eukaryota, Fungi, Ascomycota, Eurotiomycetes, Eurotiales, Aspergillaceae. Bases 300 to 2189 code for a protein of 629 amino acids. The record is from RefSeq and is a predicted model, not a curated record. The transcript is spliced from 2 exons.